Messenger RNA from Amorphotheca resinae ATCC 22711, 1014 nucleotides. RefSeq lists its product as hypothetical. The record is from RefSeq and is a predicted model, not a curated record. The transcript has 2 exons. Gene Ontology annotation, cellular component: mitochondrion. Bases 1 to 1014 code for a protein of 337 amino acids. NCBI's taxonomy places the organism in Eukaryota, Fungi, Ascomycota, Leotiomycetes, Helotiales, Amorphothecaceae. Gene Ontology annotation, molecular function: zinc ion binding; oxidoreductase activity.
AUGCGAGGCAUUCAGAUCAAAGAAUAUGUCAAGAGCCCCGACGAGCUCCGCGUAACUGACCUCCCCGACCCCAUACCCACCGACGACCAAUACCUAAUCGCCAUCCACGCCAGCGCAACCAACUUCUUCGACCUCCUCCAGAUCGCCGGCAAAUAUCAGCACCAGCCCCCACUGCCCUGGAUCGCCGGCUCCGAAUUUGCUGGCACCGUGCUCGCCGUGCCGCGCGGCGCCCGUGCCCCACGAUUCCAAGUUGGCGACCGCGUCCUGGGCGCCUCGCAGGGCGGCUACGCGACCAAGAUCGCAGCGCGCGAGGAGGUCCUGCGCCCCGUGCCCGCGGGCUGGAGCUUCGCAGAGGCAGCAGGCCUCUUCGUCACGGCGCCGACGAGCUACGGCGCGCUGGUGACGCGGGCGGGCGUCAAGCCCGGCGAUUACGUCCUGGUGCACGCGGCGGCCGGCGGGGUGGGGCUGGCGGCGGUGCAGAUCGCGAAGGCGUUCGGGGCGACGGUGAUAGCGACGGCGGGGACGGGGCGGAAGCUGGACGUGGCGCGGGCGUUCGGGGCGGAUCAUGUGAUUGAUUAUGCGGAUGCGGCGUGGCCGGACAAGGUCAAGAAGCUGACGCCCCAAGGCCGCGGUGUGGAUAUCGUGUUUGACCCCGUGGGCUUGAUCGAUCGGAGUACGAAGUGCAUCCGCUGGAAUGGCAGGCUUCUAGUGAUUGGCUUCGCAGCGGGCGCUAUCGAGAAGGUGGCUAUGAAUAAGGUGUUGUUGAAGAAUAUCAGUAUCGUGGGCUUGCAUUGGGGAGCAUACAGUAUCAACGAACCGGAGAUGAUCCCUGUUGUUUGGGAAGGUUUAUUCAAACUGAUAGACGAGGGCAAACUCCGAGGCACCGUCUUCACGGAUCAGGAGUUUGUGGGGUUGGAGAGCGUCCCGGCGGCCUUGAAAUCCCUUGGGAGCAGAGGGACGUGGGGAAAGGUCGUGGUGAAAGUCCCGCAGCAAGAGGGGCUGAGCAAGAUAUAG